AUUUGUUAUUUAACAAAUUAUUUUCUAUCCUUACACCUGUUUUCUUUUUUUUCUUGUUUUAGUUACAUUCACGUUUCACUUUGUUUGUUAUGUAUGAAUUUAUGUUAUGUACGUAUCCUAUUGACACCCAGUUUUCCACUUUUAUGUCUCCUUAAAAUCAGCUUAUUCCUCUCUGUCUGACAGAAUCACACACAUCGUGUAACAUCUUGUUCCAGCUCUUUGUUUAAGCUAUUUGAUGUUUACACCGAGUGAAAUAUUCAAACCCAAGACUGCAUUUUUUUAUGGCUGCACCACUAAACAAAUGGAAAUAUUCUAGAUGUCGUGUGCAUCAUUUGACAAACAUUUCCCCAAAAUGUAGCCUGAUAUAUUUGAUAUCUGUGGGUUGGAACAGUGUCUGUCAUUAGUGUACAUAUCUGUAUAUGUAUGUGUGUUUAUUUGUGUAUUGUAUGUAUCCAUAUAUGUACUGUAUGUCAUCACCAGUACAUUUCACAUCAACAGACUAAUCCAGCAACUUUAAACAGGUCUGUCUAACCUAAUGAGUGUAAUGAGUACAUUCCUCUGCUGGAUUCCUCCCAGAAUGCAUCAGGGCCACCAAUACAAAAUGACCCGUCCAGCUAAAACAGAUGCAAGUAUUUUAGUAGGAGGCUGCGAGUCCUCUGCUGGCAGGCGCUUAAUGCAAUAUGUGCCCGUAAGAUGAAGUCACAAACAUUGCAACUGUAGUCAACUCCCACUCGCCGGGCAGCACAGACGGGGUAUUAUGUGGACGAGUACCAGCUGGUACCACGGGCUCCUCAUCCUCCUCGGGACUUCAUUUGUUGCUGCCUCUGAAAUCAGGACAUGGAACUGAAAUGGAAGAGCAAACCUGUGAACGUUCUCCUCGGAUGCAUGGUGGCCGUCUGCUUUUGUACAGUUUGUCCAGCUGCAAGACUUUGCACGGUUCCUCCGGGCCCCGUGACGAUCCCAGAAAACAACACGGCUGACGUCCAGCUGAUAAAGAUCAGCUCCAGCAGUGAUGUAACACUGACGAUCACGGUGAAUCCUCAAGAUCUGUUCUACCUGUAUGGGAACGCCCUGAUGGUAAAGAAAGGACUGGACUAUGAGUCAUUGUCCAGUGCAGCUCUGGUGGUGUGGGUGCAGUGCAGCAGAGCCGGCUCCAGAUCUGUGAACGAGUCUGUUGAGGUUUUGGUUGAAAAUGUGAAUGAUAACCCCCCAAACUUUGCACAAACCCAUUUCGUACUAGAAGUGAACGAGCUCACGCCAGUCAACUCCAGCGUUGGACUGAUUGAAGCAACAGACGUUGAUUCAGAGCCGUUGUACUAUCGCUUAGAGUCUGCAACACAGGAUAAAUACUUCCGCCUGGAAAACAUCAACACUCCAAAGAUACUUGUUAAAAGCAUCCUGGACUACGAUGUUGUACAGAAGAUCUCUCUGGUUUUACAUGUUCAGGAUACGUUCAAUGGUUCGGCCUCCAACGAGCCCUUCUUCACAUCUGUGGCCACCAUCACGGUGCACGUGAAGGACGUUGAUAACCGGCCCCCGUGGUUUCAGCCUUGUUUGAGGGCCAAUUUAGGAAUCGCCAAACUGUGUGUGAGCGCCGGCUACAGAGGAAAAGUCAAUCUCACUGAGAAGGAGGAGGGGCCGUUAGUGCUGGAGCCAGGUCCGGUGUUCGCCAAGGACGGAGACAAGAACAGGAGCGAGCAGAUCAGCUACAGAAUACUCCGAGGAAAUGAGGGAAAUAUUUUCCAGAUUGAUGAGGAAACAGGAAACAUCACCAUGGCUAAAGCUGCUGACAUCGUCGGCCCAAUAACUCUCACUGUUCUGGCGUCACAGGUGACCAACAGGGAUCAGUUUGCUGUGACGCAGGUGACCAUCGAGGUGAUGAAGAAGAGCAGGAACCCUCCUCGCUUUGAGAAGGAGCGAUACGAAGGAUUUAUCUACAGCAACUCGGUUCCCGAGAGCAUGAUCCUCCGAGACCGAAGCACCAACCGGCCCUUCAGGGUCCGAGCUCGGGACGAGGACUUCGCCGCUGGUAUGAAUCCAGAUGUGAAGUAUGAGGUUCAGUACAGCAGCUACGUCAACGUGACCUCAGACGGUUUUGUGAUCCUGAAGAGAGUUGUGAAGACGGAGUCCUUCGCGCUUCAGCUCAGAGCAGUGGACACAACAACAGGGGAGUUUGGAACAGCUGCCCUCUCUGUUCAGGUCAUACCUGCGGUGGCCAUCCCGUCUCCCUCAAACGUCGGCUACCGUCCGGGCGACAUGGCGCUUCUGGGUCUGGUCAUGGCAGCUCUGCUGGUCCUCUGCGUCAUUGUGAUUGGCUUCUUGAUUUCCCGCUUGUCGAAGGGAAAUGCCAGCAUGGACAAAAUAUGUGAGUGCCUGGGCCCCUGCCUGAAGUCCGACCAGCCCCGGUCCGGCCACAGGGACUCCCUGCAGUACACCAACGAUGGCUUCCAGAAUGAGGGCGACCCGAGCCGUGGGGGUGCCAGGCGCUGGAACAACGCUCUCCCCAGACGGAGCACCUUCCCUGGAUCACGAGGCCGGGUCAUCCCCCUGGAGAGACGGAGCCGCCACUGCUCCUCCUGUGGCGUCUACACCAACCACGUCCCCAAGGGGAGCCCCUCAGCGAGACCGUCCAGGAGAGGGAGAGGAGACGCCGAUGAGUACAGCAUGAGGUCGAUCCUGACCAAGCAGAGGAGGAAAGAGGGCCAGAAGACGGUGUGGUUCAAGGAGAGCGAGGACUCCUCUGACAUCGAGGUGGAGAUUAUCCCAGACACUGUGGGCCGGGUGGAGGAGGAGACUCAGGAGGAGCUGGAGGGGGAGGUGGAGAUGGAGGGGGUUGUCAGAGACCCGGCAGCACCGCUGAGAGAGUCUGACGGCGGGCAGGAGAGCCAGAGCACAGAACCCAGCGAGAAGCAGGACCACGGAAACACCAGGUCAGAAAAAAAGAAGGGAAGCCAGGAGCAGGAGGGCUGACAGCAAAGGUCAGAGGUCAAACUCGAGUCGGCGGAAAUGUUCAUGAAACUGAGGCGUUUGUUUUUGUCACUUUUUGGAGACAGCAGCCUACAGCAGAAGUCUCAGCAGUCCAGGAUGACACAUCCAACAUCUGUGGAUAAACUGCCAAACCUCAAGAAUAGAUUCAAGGAUCCAAAAAGUAUUUAUUUUCUACUGUGAGUAUCUGAGAAUAUAGUGUCCAAGGUAAUAACUUACAAUACACAAUACAAUGUUAAAAACACAUACUUGUCACUAGUGUUGGCCAAGUAUACACUAUGAGAUGAGAUGUUUCUAAAACACUUAUGCUGAGGUGACUCCUCCUUUUAAAGGUUAAGUCUAGCUUCACAAAACUUAUUUUGAUAGUUUGUUUUUAUUGGUAAUACAUUGUACUCACUAAAUUAAUUGCUGGAAUUGCAGCAACAUUGCUACAACAAAGUCAGACGGGACAAAAGACACGAACAGUUAUAGAAGACAGGUUGCAAACAAACCCGGCAGGGUCGCUAGAGAGAGAAAACAAAGGUGAACGAUAAAAUUAUUACCCAAACUUUCCAUUGCAAACAUCCAUUACAGUUUUACAGACCCACAGUUUUCCUGUGCAAUGAGGGAUUGUUACUGACAUUUCAGGUGUUCGCACCUGCAGUUUGGGGUAAAAAGUGUAACAGACAGCCAAAGUGAAACUGUUCUGUUCCAGAAGUAAAAAACAAAAACAUUGGCUAAUCCCAUUGACAUUUAUAUUAACGUAAAUAACUAAAAAUCCAGCCAUAACCUUAAAGUAUAUAGUGUGGUUCAUUCCAUAUAUCUUGAUAAGGAUGGUAAAAAAACCCAAAAUGAUCGGAUAUAUUCAAACAGCAUUUCCCAUAAGCCCACAGACCAUUGCUGCUUAAGUCACGACUUAACAGAAGAGGUGAGUUGAGGCUCCGCAGUGACUUCAGACGUGGCUGUAAUACCGGCAGGACAGGGCGAUCUGGACGGUGGAGACGUUUUAGACAGCAGAGAUCACAAAAAUUCCUUGAGAAGAGAGCGUUGGUGAAGUUCCCGCACUGCACUAAGGUUUCCCCUUCUCAUAGCAAAUGCUGGAGUGGAGCUGAUUUGAAUAUGGACGGUAAACCUCAGGAACACGCUUAAUUUUUUUCAGAAAGACAGAAGAAAGAAAUGCUGAACGAGAGAUUGUAUUGAGUUAAAGAAGCUAGUGGAACAGAGGCUAGACAGGAAGUGAUGUCACGGCUCUCUAUUAUUCCCCACAUCGCAUCAGUACGCACACUGGAAGAUAUAGUUAGACAGUGGGUGUCCCAGUGUGUUGGCGGGGUCACAUGCACGUUUGCUUUCAGGCAUGAAAAGGAAACACAAAUGGAAACUUACUAAAUUACAAAGAUACUGAUCGUCCUCGCACAGAUUUCAUGUACUGCUGAAUGUUGAGAGGUGGGGAACUGGUUACCUCACACACAGACGACCUGCUGUAGUUAAAAAUGUGUAUAUUGUUGUUAUUGUUGAGUGACGACGUAAAAUGUAGCACAGGGUCCGCCAAAGUAUUUACCGGGGGUUGGGAACCUUUUGAUUUAGAUAAACUGGCUAAACUGCUGGUUUGUUUGCAGCUUGACUGACUGUCUGACUGCUCUGUAGCAAUGUCAUCAUGUUCCCAGAUCUCAGCAGUUAUUUUGAUGAUUACAGUGUUAUAACGGAUAGAAACGAUGGCCAAAACAACUAAAAUCAGAUCGUAAUGAAGUAAGAUUGCUUGGUACCACUUUCUAAUAAGGCACCAUUUAUAAAAGGGUUUAUAAGUUGUAACUGCAACUGUAGGGCUGCAACUAACUUUUCAUUAUCGAUUAAUCUGCAAAUUAUUUUCUCAGUUAAUCACAUAAUUGUUUUGUCUACCAAACCUCAGAAAACAGGGAAAAGUGCCCAAAUGUGACGUCUUCAAAUGUCUUGCUUUGUCCAACUAAUAGUUCAAAACACAAAGAUAUUACAUUUACUGUAAUCCAAGACAAGGGAAUGCAGCAAAUUGUCACAUUUGAGAGGCUGGAACAUCAAAAGUUUGGCAUUUCUGCUUUAAAAAAAUGACUGAAACGAUUAAUCGAUUAUCAAAAUGGUUAAAAAGGGCAGUACCGAUACAAAUCAACUGAUCCCAGUGCAUUUAGGCUCUACACAAAAUCUGUUGCUAAAUACUGUUUGAUUGCAAAGCAACAAAAAAACGAUUUUUAGCUUCGCACUUGAACAUGUUGCUCCAGCGCAGGAUGUGCUUAUCUGGCCUUUUUCUGUUGAUCGACUAAUUGAUUUAUCGACUAAUUAUUGCAGCUCUAGUUGUAACUAAUUGCUUUAUUAGUUGUAAAUAAACAAUUUAUUGAUAAAAUACUCAUAACGUUGACUUGACUUUUGCUGACGAGUCAUCAAUAAAGGGUCAAAGGUUUCUCCUUCUAAUAAGACAUCAGCAGUCAUCUGUAAUUAUAAAUGUUAAUAAAUUAUUAUAAUGAUCUGUUAAGCCUGCAUUUAUAAAUGCUAAUAAGUUGUAAUAAAUGGAUAUUGAUCCAGAAGGUCAGAGGUCAAAUGGCUCAUUGGAACCGUCUGCCUGAUGAACUAAAAAGACAAAAGUGUUGUUCUUAUAAACUCGUUAUAAAGUUUACCUUAUUAGAAAGUUGGAUUUACAGGAUUCUAAGUAUCUUGAAUCGUCAGGUAUUUCAUUCACUUGAUUAGUCAAGAACAGACAUUCCCAUCUGCUUAUUUUAUCAGUUUGUUUAUAGUUUCUCAAUUGAAUUUUCAGGAAAUGUACAAUACGGUUUACAGUAUAUCAAAUAAAAUAUAAAAUUACCAUGAUGGAAGAUUUUAUCUAUAUUACCCACUCCUACAUGUCACCUGCAGUCAGGUCAGGAAGUCAGCUGACUACACCAGUCAACAAAAGGGCCAAACACUGAUGACUGCUGUGAUGAUUUCAGUCUCAUCCCACUCUGCACACUUUCUGUACAAGCUUUACUAAACUGAACCAGAAGUGUCUGGAUUUUAUAGUGAAAAAUAUGUGAAAACUAAACAGAGUACGUUUUUAUGUGGGCUGUAUUUUAUUGAGCAUGUUAAGUAAAAUAACUACUUUUAUGGAUAAAUCUAUGGUUAAUGUAUAGUUUUUGUACAUUAAAGUGAUUGGUGUAGCGUGUUUGAGGGCAUAAUAAAGUUUGAAGGAUUUGUUGA
Siniperca chuatsi (mandarin fish) is the source of this 6162-nucleotide messenger RNA. RefSeq names its product cadherin-related family member 5a (gene cdhr5a). Gene Ontology annotation, molecular function: calcium ion binding; cadherin binding. The transcript has 14 exons. Lineage: Eukaryota; Metazoa; Chordata; Actinopteri; Centrarchiformes; Sinipercidae. Bases 838 to 2970 code for a protein of 710 amino acids. Gene Ontology annotation, biological process: calcium-dependent cell-cell adhesion; cell-cell junction assembly; homophilic cell-cell adhesion. The record is from RefSeq and is a predicted model, not a curated record. Gene Ontology annotation, cellular component: adherens junction; membrane; catenin complex.